GCUUCCCCGUGCGCUCUCGUCGUCUUCGCGAGGUCGAACCCCCAACCCCAACCCCAAGGCGAGGUGACGAAACCCUCCUCCCCACGGAGUCAGCCCACGCGAGGAGGGUGAGUGUGCGGACUGAGGCGGCGUCGGGCGAGAUGAAGCUUAACGUCAAGACCCUCAAGGGCACCAACUUCGAGAUCGAGGCGAGCCCGGAUGCGUCGGUUGCUGAGGUGAAGAGGAUCAUCGAGACCACUCAGGGUCAGAGUACCUACCCGGCAGACCAGCAAAUGCUCAUAUACCAAGGGAAAAUUCUCAAGGAUGAGACCACUUUGGAAGGCAACGGAGUUGCUGAGAACAGCUUCCUUGUUAUAAUGUUGUCCAAGGCUAAGGCAUCGUCGAGUGGAGCUUCUACCGCUACUGCUGCAAAAGCUCCUGCAACUCCGGCCCAACCUGCUGCACCUGUAGCCCCUGUGGCCCCUGCUACAUCAGUUGCAAGAGCACCUACACAAGCUCCUGUUGCCACAGCUGAAACGACACCUCCAAGUGCACAGCCUCAGGCUGCUCCUGCUGCUACGGUUGCUGCAUCUGGUGAUGCUGAUGUGUACAGUCAGGCAGCUUCAAACCUUGUAUCUGGCAACAAUCUAGAACAGACUAUCCAACAAAUUCUUGACAUGGGUGGUGGUACUUGGGAACGUGAUACAGUUGUCCGUGCUCUACGUGCUGCAUAUAAUAACCCUGAGAGAGCUAUAGACUACCUAUAUUCUGGAAUUCCUGAGAAUGUGGAGGCUCCUCCUGUUGCCCGAGCACCUGCUGCUGGCCAACAAACAAAUCAGCAGGCUCCAUCGCCUGCUCAGCCAGCAGUUGCACCUCCAGUGCAGCCAUCCGCUGCCUCUGCAGGGCCUAAUGCAAAUCCUCUGAACCUUUUUCCUCAGGGUGUUCCAAGUGGUGGGGCCAAUCCAGGUGUUGUUCCAGGUGCAGGAUCUGGUGCCCUUGAUGCCUUGCGACAGCUUCCACAGUUUCAAGCACUGCUUCAGUUGGUCCAGGCUAAUCCUCAAAUCUUACAGCCAAUGCUUCAAGAGCUAGGCAAACAAAACCCACAAAUACUGCGGUUGAUUCAGGAAAAUCAAGCUGAGUUCCUCCGCUUGGUGAAUGAAACUCCUGAGGGUGGUCCUGGAGGAAACAUACUAGGUCAACUGGCAGCUGCUAUGCCUCAAACGCUGACGGUUACACCAGAGGAACGGGAGGCAAUCCAGCGGCUUGAGGGGAUGGGGUUCAACCGUGAGCUUGUGCUAGAAGUUUUCUUUGCAUGCAACAAGGACGAAGAGCUUGCGGCCAACUACCUUCUGGAUCAUGGCCAUGAGUUUGACGAGCAGCAGCAAUAGACUUUAGUUGUGUGGUAUGGUGGGCUGGAGGAGGACACCGAGGCAGUUGCAGAACAGCAGAGUGUCGUUCUUAUGUCCUCCGCCUGAUGAGAGAUACUUGGUCGUCUAUGCUAUGCUGCUGACUAUCUUUUAUUUCCAUAUAUGUGUUCGGAAUGCUUUCUAAGUACAUAUUCAUUCAAUAUCAAGUGUUACACCGUGUAUGAUAGCCUAUCAAAUCGUGUUAUUUGAUUUGGGGGAAGUGUUAGAUUUCUCAA
This is a messenger RNA of Sorghum bicolor (sorghum), 1621 nucleotides long. Its product is annotated as ubiquitin receptor RAD23d-like. Gene Ontology annotation, biological process: nucleotide-excision repair; proteasome-mediated ubiquitin-dependent protein catabolic process. The transcript has 12 exons. Gene Ontology annotation, cellular component: cytosol; nucleoplasm. Lineage: Eukaryota; Viridiplantae; Streptophyta; Magnoliopsida; Poales; Poaceae. The record is from RefSeq and is a predicted model, not a curated record. The coding region runs from base 141 to 1367 and encodes 408 amino acids. Gene Ontology annotation, molecular function: ubiquitin binding; damaged DNA binding; proteasome binding.